AUGCCGUCCAGAGAGGAGGUUGCAUAUUUUGGGGCGGGCCCAGCUCCUUUGCCGACUCCUGUGAUCGAAGCUGGCGGAAAGGCCUUUGUCAACUACAACAAUACCGGGCUGGGUCUUGCGGAGAUAUCUCAUCGCUCGCCCACAGCCAAUGCAGUGCUUGCCGAAGCCAAAUCCGCUCUGACCACAUUAUACGACAUCCCAGAGGGCUAUGAAAUUUUGUUUAUGCAGGCAGGCGGAAGUGGUGAGUUUAGCGCUGUCGUCCACAACCUAGUCAGCGUUUGGGUGGAGAGAAGAAGGAGAAAGGCAGAAAAAGCCCUCGGAAACGACGAAGACAAGCUCCUGGAGAGACUCAGGAAGGAGGUCACAGAGGAAUUAAAAGUUGACUAUCUUGUGACUGGUUCCUGGUCUCUGAAGGCUUCACAGGAAGCAGCACGGCUGAUCGGAACUAAAUAUGUCAAUGUUGCGCUUGAUGCACGGAAAGCAAACAACGGAAAGUUCGGAAGAAUCCCCGAGGAGGCAACGUGGUCAUUGACACCAACCAAGCGAGAAGGAGGCACGGGGUCGGCGUUUGUCUACCUGUGCGACAAUGAGACGGGAGUCGAAUUUCCAGCAUUCCCCAAAUGUCUCGAACCGCAAGGGGCCGACAACGAAGAAGACGAGCGAAUUGUCGUUGCUGAUAUGAGCUCGAACUUCCUCAGCAGGAAGGUUGACGUGAGCAAGUAUUCUGUCAUAUUUGGAGGGGCACAAAAAAAUGUAGGUGUGACGGGCAUUACAAUUGUUAUCAUCAAAAAGUCAUUGUUACCACCUCAAACUGCAACGCCUCCUCCAGCAUUACUUCACAAGCUUGAGAUUGGUGGGCUGCCCGGUACUAUUGUCCUUGAUUAUGCUACGAUCGCCAAAAACAACUCGUUGUACAACACGCUGCCGAUCUUCAAUCUCUGGAUUGCUAGUCAAGUUAUGGUGAACCUGGUCAACACUUUCGGAGAGCGAAAGGUUUCAGGGCAGGAGGAGAUUGCAAAUAAGAAGGCGGAACUCUUAUAUACGACCUUGGAGUCGCAUCCCCAGGUUUACCAAGUCGUACCAGACAAAUCUGUUAGGAGUCGUAUGAAUAUCUGUUUCCGUGUGCUUGGGGGCGAUGCUGAGAAGGAGAAAGAGUUCUUGGCGGGAGCAGAAACUUUGAACCUGACAGGACUGAAAGGACAUAGGUCUGUGGGAGGCAUUCGUGCCAGCAACUACAAUGCCGUGCCAUUGGACAAUGUAGAAAAGCUGGUCAGGUACCUUGAGGACUAUGCCACCAAAUGA
Molecule: messenger RNA, 1302 nt
Organism: Endocarpon pusillum Z07020
Lineage: Eukaryota; Fungi; Ascomycota; Eurotiomycetes; Verrucariales; Verrucariaceae
Exons: 3
Coding region: 1-1302 (433 amino acids)
Biological process (GO): L-serine biosynthetic process
Cellular component (GO): cytoplasm
Molecular function (GO): O-phospho-L-serine:2-oxoglutarate transaminase activity; pyridoxal phosphate binding
Source: RefSeq, a predicted model, not a curated record